GCCCGUCAUGUCUUGUCACUGAAGCUCAAUGCAGAAGUCACAUCAACAGACAGCAGCAGUAGUCAGUACUCUAACCAAGAUGUUUUCUGUUUUCAUACUCUUCGCUCUCUUUUAUACCUCUGUAUCAUUCAAUAUUGAUUUGAAUAUUCCUGUUGUGAGACAAAGCGACCAGACUGGUAGUUAUUUUGGGUUUUCUGUUGCACAGCACCAGUGGUUCAACUCGACGUCGAAUGCUUAUGAAAACUGGCUUCUAGUGGGAGCGCCUAAGGCGAACGUAAGUGUAAUGCUCGCUCAAAACAUCGUGAAUCCAGGAGCAGUUUACAAAUGUAGUUUGAAGGAAAACUCAUGUGAACAGAUGCCUUUUGAAAACAGUGGUAAUGAGGACGUUGGUGGUAGUGUCAUAGAAAACAAGAGUAACCAGUGGUUUGGUGUGUCACUUUAUAGCUCAGGACGUAAUGGAAGAGUCGUGGCAUGUUCACAUCGUUAUUUGUAUAAAGGACAGAUUGCCAAUUAUCACAUGUAUCCAGGGAAAUGUUACUCAUACAUGGGAAGCUUGUCGAAGGAAUGGGAAAAAACCCUUUAUGAAACAUGCAGAAAUUUGAAUGACCAGGAUGCCUCAAAGCAGACCCCAGGUGUCUCAGUAGCCUCCUACACAAGAUAUCAGUAUUGUCAGAUGGGAGUCAGUGCAUUGUAUCUUCCUGAGAUCAAAACAACAAUGUUUGGUGCACCUGGGUCUAUGAAUUAUCAAGGUGUCAUAUUUUACAAGCAGAGAGGCCAGACGAAAGCCAAAGAGAUGCAGAACACCUCAUCUGCAUUGGGCUAUCAAGGUUUUUCAACUUCAUAUGGUUCUUUCUUCAAACCAAAACAAGUUGAUAUUGUGACUGGAGCACCACGUUUUAAUCACUGUGGAAUGGCUGUAGUGUUUGAGAGAGGUAGUGGUAUCUAUCCAGACUAUCACCCCCGUAGGGUUAUUCUUCCAACUGAAGAAGAGGGAAACCCACAACCUGGCUCAGGAUUUGGUUACUCCGUUGCUGGAGUAGAUGUUAACAAUGACAGCCUGACAGAUGUCCUAGUAGGAGCACCUUAUUAUUCUGUCAAGGAUUCACCAAACGAAGGAAGAGUGUUUGUUUAUAUCAACAAGGGAAAUGGAGUGUUCAAGAAGGAGAUGGAGCUAGCACCAAGUGUCAAGAGGAGAAUGGCUCAGUUUGGACAUGUUGUAGCAAGAGUGGGUGACUUAGAUCAGGAUGGCUAUGAAGAUAUUGCAGUAGGAGCUCCAUAUGAAGAUAUGAAUGGCGUAGUUUACAUAUUUAAUGGCUCUGCUGAUGGGCUCUCCAAGAAGCCUGCACAGAUUAUAAAGUCUUCAGAGCUGCCUCAGAAGCCCAAAACCUUUGGAUAUUCUAUAGCUGGACGUCUUGAUUUAGAUGAAAACGGCUACCCAGAUAUUCUGGUUGGUGCCUAUGAAUCAGACAGCGUAUUUCUGUUAAGAUCCAGGCCUAUAAUUGACAUGCAAGCAAAUAUUGCAAUUACUCCAAAUCCAUUUGACAUUAGGACCAAAACCUGUCCAGUAUYGUAUAAAGGAAAAACUAUCAAUACAGCAUGUAUGGCAAUUCAAAUAUGCUUAAGUUACAAGGAAAGGAAAAACAAACUUAAAGAUAAGUUAAGCAUAGACUUAACUGUUGAGUCAGAUGUUGAAUAUGUCCAUCAAUCCAGGACAAAAAAAGAGGCUCGUAUAAUGUUUAUAGCAACAGGAGGUCCUAUCUAUAACAAGACUUUAACAAACCUGCCUGUUGAUCCAACCAAGGAAUGCUUUGUUGAAAACGUUUUCUUGAGGGAGAAUGUAGAAGAUGUGUAUCCUGAUAUAACAUUCAAAAUAAAUUUCCUAAUGCAUGAACCCAAGACUCCACCCACAGCCGCCCCUGAUAAAAUGCCGUCCUUGGCUGGAUAUGCAAUGUUGGAGGAGAAACAUAAGAAUUUUGUGACAGCAGUGCUGAAGUUUAAGAGAGAUUGUGUCAAGUGUGAACCAAACUUAAAUCUGGCUAGUGCAAGUAAAAAGACUCUUGCAGUAGGAGCACAAGACUACCAACUAAAUGUAACGAUUUCCAAUUCUGGUGAAUCAGCUUAUAACACAGAACUAUUGAUAACUGUUCCUGAAGGAGUCACUCAGAGUGCAGUCUAUGAUGCUAGUGAAAAACAAAAGGAUCGCUUUACAAUCAGUCACCUUGUUACCUCUGAAAUACUUAGUGAUAACAGUUCAAAGCUUGUCAUACCUGUUGCCAACCCUCUUAAGAAUUCUGUGACGAAAAGAUUCCAAGUUCUACUUAAUACUGCAAGCUUCAGCAAAUCACAAGAUUUCUUAGCUAUAGAUUUAGAAGUAAUGAGCUCCAACAAAGAACCUGAUAAGCACAUGGCUGAUAACAAGAUACAUUUAAAUAUUACUAUUGUAUCACGAGCUGACUUGGAACUAUCUGGAUCAACCAGGCAAGAACAGAUUUACUAUGGUGGAGAAGUAGUUGGUGAAAGUGCAAUGGUUACUGAAGAGGAUAUUGGCAAUGAAGUCAGGCACACAUAUAUUGUACAAAACCUAGGACCAGAUCUUGUGCCUGAAGCAGAAAUAGUAAUCAAUUGGCCUUAUGAAGCACCAAGUGGAAAACACUUGCUGUACCUCAUGGAAGUCAUGGUUGGUGGAAGAGGAGAGUGUGAAUUCUUGCCGAAUCAGAUUAAUUUACUUAACCUCUUGAAAAAAGCAAAAUCCCAAGCAUCCAGAAAUGCAACAGCUAGAGAUAUUUCAAUACGAAAAAGAAGAGAUGCUCAACCAGAACCAGAAAAGAAAGAAUCAAAAGAAAAACGAGAAACGGCUGAGAAAGCUAAAGGACCAAAAGGAGUUGUUCUGGACUGUAAUAAUACUCCCUGUACUCCAAUUAAAUGCACCAUGAAAAGACUGACCAAAGGUGAUGCAGUAUCUUUUGUCUUGAGGGCAAGAAUAUGGAAUGGAACUCUUCUUGAGGACUACUAUGGCAAAGAAGUGGAAGUUGUUUCCAGUGCGACUGUCAAAACAUCUGUUUCUUUUGUAAGAGAAGUUGAUGAAAACAACAACAAGGCUGAGAUCCGUACCCUGUUUUUCCCAGACUUUCCUCCACCUCCUUCCAAAAAACUAGCUUCAUGGGUCAUUCCAGUAGCUGUGGUUGGUGCAGUACUAGCACUUCUUAUCAUCAUUCUCAUCCUUUGGAAGCUGGGAUUCUUCAAGCGAAAAAGGUUUGAUGGAAACUUGACAGAAGCAGAGGGAGAGGCCAUGUUAGAUUCCAAGCAAGAAAAGAAGCCUUUUGAUCAUUAACUAUUUGGACCAUAGGAAUCAUUGGUGGCCUUGCUUGCCUCUCUCAAUACGAAUUAUAGACACCAGAAUAGAAUGGAGGUAUUCUAGUUCAAAGAUGUUUUUCACAAGUAUGUCUUAUGAAAAAGAGCAUUUUAUCCAAGAUGAAUAAGACAUCGAUGACUGAGUGUUGUAUGGAAAUGACAUUUGGACAGAAAAAUACAUAUACAUAUCCAUAUGAACACAAUACAACAGUAUCAUUUCAAGACUGUAGGCUGUAAAGAAUUCUGUCAAGACAGUUAUAUUAAAUUUUUAUUGCAUUAUGGUUUGACAUAUAAUUAUUUUAAAUACAGGAUUAGCUAAAGUUCAUGGUGUUCAGCCAUACAUGUAUGGCCAGUUUUUAGGCUUUAGGUAAGCUGUAAAUAGCUGGGACUUCAAAACUAGCUUCAAAGUCAUCAUUCAUUUUCAUGUGCCAGUAUUCCAGUGCCAUGGGUCAGAUUUUUUGACUUCAACAAACAAGAUGCAUUGUGGUCCAGCUUGAGUACAACAACACUAUAUAAGCAAUAUUUGUACACUUAGACUGCAAUGCACCAUGUUUGCUCUCAGAAAACAUCUAUGUUUAUUGUUACGUUUAAUUUCAGACCAAUUUGUCGCCACUUCUUCAUGAAACAGUUUUUAACCAGUUUGAAUUCAUGCAGCUUGCAAUCUUAAGAUUGAAUUUUGUCCCUGUUUCAUGUUACUGUGAGGUGUGGUGUAGUGUAGUGUGAUGGUAUAUAACUGUGUGUAGGUCAAGUGAACACACAUUAAGCAGAAUUAGUAAUUUAUAACAUUUGUCAAAGUUUUACCUUCCUCAAAGAAACUAGUUUCAAGCUUUAUAGUCAGUAAUAGCAGAUCAUAAUCUCCCCUACAAGAUGUAAAAAUGACUUGAUAUGUUAACUAGAAAACAUUUUGACAUAAAUAGCAGGGGUAGUUAUAAAGUGUUUUAAUAAAUGUACAUAAUGUGCCAAUACAUUACAAUCUAUAGUUAGGUACAUUAAUUUUUUUGGAUUGUUGGAAUGUUAUUUACAAAUUGAUUCAUCAAAGUUCAAGUUUCUGUUGCAGCCCUAAUUUUGCCCAGGACACAGAAACUUUAAUUAUUCCUUUCUGAAAAUUUAAAAAAAAAUCUUAAUAAAUGAUACUUUAAGUAACAAAGAUGAACAAAGAAUCAUUGUGUACUUCCAAGAACAUUUCCAAAACUUGUUUAGCAAAAUAAACUGUAAAUCUAGAAAAAUCUAGAUCUAUGCAAGAAAAAUAUUUUCAAGUCUCGCAAACUGGUAUUCAACCUAGUUUGAUAGUAUUUAGUUAUUUUUUUAUUUUAAUAAAAAUUUUGAAAUUCUCAUAUACAAUAUAAUGGUAUGUUGUACUGCAUGCAGAGUACAUGUAAUUUUUUGGUUUCAAAUAUAGUUCAAGUUUGCCAAUUGUUUUAUUUUUUUAUGCUCGUUGUUGAAUCCAUGGCCAAGAACCCAACUUUUUGUUCCAGUUUCAUUGAUUUCUGCUAUUGGGUUAUCAUUGUGUUAGCCUCUCUUUUCUCAUUUCUUGACUACAGUGUCAUUUAUACAGGUUUAGUUUUAGCGUUUAAGACCAAAUCAUUUUUCAAAAGUCAUAGAGUGGUUUUCAACAACCCGUGAAACAAAAGUUACUUAUUARAURGUAAWAGCCAGAUUCAAACAAUAGAAAACAAAGGAGUUAGAGCGUAAUAGUACUAAAYACGYUAAAAUGUAUUUCACAKGUUUAUGAAAAUCACUCCAUGUCAUGACUAUUAGAAAAUGUUGGCAGACAGAUUUGUGUGGUAUGAUCGAUAUGUCAGGUUCUUGGUGGAGAAACCAAUGCAAAAUAAAAAUCUUUUAAUGCUA
Messenger RNA from Actinia tenebrosa (Australian red waratah sea anemone), 5199 nucleotides. RefSeq names its product integrin alpha-6. Gene Ontology annotation, molecular function: integrin binding. NCBI's taxonomy places the organism in Eukaryota, Metazoa, Cnidaria, Anthozoa, Actiniaria, Actiniidae. Gene Ontology annotation, cellular component: integrin complex; external side of plasma membrane. The record is from RefSeq and is a predicted model, not a curated record. Gene Ontology annotation, biological process: integrin-mediated signaling pathway; cell adhesion mediated by integrin; cell-matrix adhesion.